Gambusia affinis (western mosquitofish) is the source of this 1551-nucleotide messenger RNA. It is a transcript of the gene atxn7l3a, whose product is annotated as ataxin 7 like 3a. Bases 365 to 1522 code for a protein of 385 amino acids. Gene Ontology annotation, molecular function: transcription coactivator activity. Gene Ontology annotation, biological process: regulation of transcription by RNA polymerase II; positive regulation of DNA-templated transcription. The transcript has 13 exons. The record is from RefSeq and is a predicted model, not a curated record. Lineage: Eukaryota; Metazoa; Chordata; Actinopteri; Cyprinodontiformes; Poeciliidae. Gene Ontology annotation, cellular component: SAGA complex; DUBm complex.
UUUGUCAGUGGUUUUUUUCUGUUGGCCUCUUCGGUGAAACUGGUUUCUUAACGUCUGAGUUUAGCUAGCUGACACCUGCGACGGUUUCUCCUUUAAACGCGGAAACUGUUUUACCUGCAGCAGUAAAGAUGGCGGCAGCCUAGGAGCAGUUAUUUUUAUUUGCUUGUCGUACAGUUUAUGUGGACGGAACCGGUUAUGUUGACUACCUCAGGAAAACUGCCAGAUUCGGGUUGAGUUUCUGGUAUGACGGGGACUAGAAGAUAGUAACGCUCAUUUUAGCCAAUAAACGGUGAUGACAAGCGUUUAAAAAUCAUAAACGACAGGUCAGCAUCUUAAGAUCCAGAGGUCCAUCACAGAUUUUCAAAUGAAAAUGGAGGAAAAGCACCUCUCUGGCCCAGACAACACCAGGCUGGAGGUGAUUCUUCCUCGAACAGAUUUCUUUGUGUUUAUUUUUGCAUAUUUAAUUCCUGUUUUGCACUUUGUGUUGUUUAUUUUGCAGGCCCUGAUCCAAGACGUGUACUCUGAGCUGGUGGAAGAUGCGUGUUUGGGCCUGUGUUUUGAGGUGCAUCGCGCCGUUAAACAGGGCUAUUUCUUCUUGGAUGAAACGGACCAAGACAGCAUAAAGGAGUUUGAAAUAGUGGAUCAGCCAGGAGUGGACAUAUUUGGUCAGGUGUUUAAUCAGUGGAAGAAUAAAGAGUGUGAAUGUCCCAACUGCAAAAGAUUAAUAGCAGCUUCUCGCUUCGCUCCCCAUCUGGAAAAAUGUCUCGGCAUGGGACGCAACAGCAGCCGCAUCGCUAACCGCAGAUUAGCCACCAAUAACAACAUCAGCAAAUCUGAGAGUGAUCAGGAAGAUAAUGACGACCUUAACGACAAUGAUUGGUCGUAUGGAGCGGAAAAGAAAGCCAAGAAGAGAAGGCCAGAUAAGAAUCAGAACUCUCCAAGAAGAUCCAAAUCUCUGAAACAUAAAAAUGGCGAGCUUGGGACUAGCGUUAGUUUGGAUCCCUACAAGUACAACUACAAUGCUGGCAUCAGCUAUGAAAGCUUGGGACCAAAUGAAAUCAGAUCUUUAUUAACAACACAAUGUGGGGUGAUCUCUGAGCAUACCAAGAAGAUGUGCACAAGGUCUCAUCGAUGUCCACAGCACACAGAUGAUCAGAGGAGGACCAUCAGGUUGUUACUCCUGGGACCGUCCGCGCCGACGCUUCCUGAUGCUGAUGUGGAAGGCGACAGCUUUGACAUUCCCAAUGGUCAGGCCUUACUGAGCCGCCUGCAGUGGGAGGACUUCCCUGACGUCUCCCCCACUGACUCUGCCUCAUCAAAAGCCAGCACCAAUUAUUCAGACUCCAAGAGGCCCAAAAAGAAGAAGAGGUUGGAUGUGAGCUUGAUCAGUGGAGGGGGAGGAGUAAAUAUGACUGGAGUCAGCAGCAGCAGCUGUCAGAGUAGUAUCAGCUUAUCAACCAAAAAAAAGAAGCCCAAAACAGCAGCACCUUCUGUUUCCAGCAUCUAUGAUGAAUUAAACUAGCAUGGACCUGCUUUUCAUGCACAGGUUUA